CUCAGUUUCCCAUAGUCCACCGCGGCGGAGUGUGCUUCGCUGGCGCCUCCGCCGGGCUUAGACCGCGAGAUUUUAGUUCCGCCAGAGAAGGACAGAAGCGAGAAUAUGGGAAGUUGUUUCUUGGAGUCAGAGCCAUAGCGAGGAAGCUCGAUGGAUUAUUUGCCCUUCACCGCAGGAGAGCUAGUGUGCUUGGGCUCCAGCCUUGCCUUCUCAGGUCUCUUUUAUUACCUGCACAGGAAGAAGGCCAAGGUGGUGGCCAGAAUCCAGGAUGCUCCAAAGCUUCAGGUCAGUGCCAGCCUUCCUAGCAUCCUCUCUGCCACAGAUAGCAGCUGCUUGGACUAUGUCGUCAUUGAAGGAGUAGUACAGCCUGCUGAUGCCCCUCUGACCAGCCCAUAUCAUAGAGAAUUGCAAGGGGUGAUUGAGAGACUGAUGCUGAAGGAGCAUCGCCUGAUCUGGAACAGUUUGGCCCGGAGCUGGACGGAUAGUGAGCGGGUGGUGCUGGAGCAGGUCCACACCGUCCCUUUUGUCCUGGCCUCCCCUGGCGGCAAGGCAUCUGGGGGGCAGGUGAGUGUGGAAUCACCCCUCGAUGCUGUCAGCCUUCCCCUGGAGACUGUGUAUGAGCGCUUCCAGCAGACCUCCCCAGGCUUCACGGACCUAUUGGGCCACUACCUGAGUGGAGAGAAGCCCAAGGGAUUCCUGGAGACGGAGGAGAUGCUCUUGGUGGGCAGCAGCCUCACCGGCAUUGGCCAACUGACCCUGCAUCCAGACGGAUCCCUGCACCUGCAGCCAGUGACCGACGGCAAUGACUACUUCCUGUGUCUUGGUGACUGGCAAACGUUGCUGGCUGACUUGAGGUCUGUCAGCAACUUCUGGAAGUGGGCCACUGUGAUCUGUGGGUUGGUGGCCGCUGCUGCCGUCCUUCAUGCCCUCAGGCGUUUUUACCGCCUUCGCCGAUACAGACAGGAGCAGGAGGCGCAGCAGAGAGAAUUCGAAGAACUCAGGCGCCAAGGUAAUAAUUUGGACCAGAAUGCGGAACCGCCUGAAAACCCUUGUGUCAUCUGCCUUACAAACCGCCGGGAGUGUGUGCUCUUGCCGUGCGGCCACGUCUGCUGCUGCUUCGGCUGCUUCCAGGCCUUGCCCAACCGCAACUGCCCCAUCUGCAGGAGAGCCAUAGAGCGGGUGGUUCCUCUUUAUCAGGCCUAAGAGAAUGGUCAAUAUGGCUCCAGAAUGGCCACCGGACCCUUCUUGCCACUACCAGCACGGCAUUUCAGAGACCUAACAAAACAGAGGGUCAUAUGGCUGUGUCAGGGAUUGGAAAGAUGAAACUUCUGCUCCUUAAGUGUCAUGCCUCUUAGUUUCUCUUUUCCCCCAGGGAAACUUAUAGGGCUGUAGCUUCACUGCACCUGCUCUCUCCAAAACAACAACACAAUUUUUUGCUUCUAAAGGCCAUCUAGGGCAUUGUCACCAUGUUUUUGGGCUUUGCUGUGUCAUCUUAGUUCAGGAGAGAUGUUUUUAAACAACCAGAAGUGAAUGCAUGUCACUUCCUGGUUAAACAUUGGUGCUAACACUCUCUGGAGCUCAUUUUGGGACAAAAAUAUUAUUCUAAAAAAUAUUGCAACCAGCACAAAGUUCUUGCAGAUAUAGCUGCAUUGGAGUGAGCAAAAUGUGACUCUUGCGGUGUAGUUAGGACUCAGUCCCUGUGAGUGGGAUGGUGAAUCUGCUCCAGGUUUUACUCUUAACUUUUAAAAAAGCCUUCCAAGACAUCAGAUCUAUUUUGCAGAUAGGCUCCUGUGUCUUAGAUUGCUUCUUUCAAAGUUCAGGCUCAAACUCAAACCAAAUUCCUCACUGGUAUUGACACCACUAGUAUUGGUUAAAUGGCAAUGCUCAUUAUCCCUCAACACAAACUCUGCUGUCUAAGGCCUAUGGGGUCUGCAGUCCAGGGACACUGGACCUCCAAUCCCCAGAUUACUGGGUGAAGAUCUUCAGCUCUACUUAAGCUUCAUACAUGAGCAAAGUAACCACUUUGAGCCAGCUUCUCUGGGCCAAACUGGCUGCUCCUUGUAUCAGCAUUAGGGCUUUGACUCCUCCCAAAGUACAAGGAUCUUAGGGGGCCUGAAAAUAUCACCUUUUCAUAACUCCUUAAUGUAGUGGCCUGUUUUCAAUAGAACAAGAGUUUUAUUUUUAUAGACUUCCUUCCUCGCCACGUUUAGGUGGGAUAACUUUUUGCUAACCAAUUUGAUAUCAGUGCUCCUGCCUUGUGUAUUGUGUUAUGUCUAUGAGUUUUAUACUGAGGCCACAGCUUGAGUAAUCAUAUAAUGGUGAGAAAUUGGUCUUGAGCUCCCUCGAAAUACACCAGGGAUGGGUAUGAUGAGGCCUUUAGAUGCUGAUGGACAGCAGCACCUACCAUAUUUCAGCAUUGGUGAGUCUAGCUAGGGCUGCUGGGACUCUCAAUCCAAGAACAUUUAAAGGACUGCUUGAUUCUGUCUCUGGUGUAAGGAUUCUUUCAUAGGAGCUGUGACAUCAUGAACCUCUACAAUAAUAAAAUGAACCUCUAGCAGUCACACAAUUGCCAUCCUAUUAGUAGAUCAUUAUUUGGCACCCAAAAUAGGUUUAGGAUGAACCCAGUUCAAAUCGAGGCAGGCCUGCUGUUGCAGUUCUUAGUGGAACACGCAAAUGGUACUCUAUACUGAAUCUGUUGUGUAUAUGACACAAUUUGUCUCACUCAUCUCAGGGCAAUUCAGUCAGCCUGCUACUAAAAAUACGCUCUUUAAAACCAGAGUAUUUCCAAUCCCAUCCCUUAACUGCAUUGAACUUCAUUCAUCUCCCUUCAUCAGAAAUGCUUGAGCAGGGCUGGGCAACUGUGGCUCUCCAGAUGAUGUUGGACUCUGAUUCUCAUCAGCCCUAUCAAAUGAUUAUAUAUGUGUGUGAUAGAGGUUGCAGUCCAACAACAUAGUACGGCUUACUAUGUGUUGCCUAUCCUUGCACGAGAAGACAAAUCAAGCUGUAAGUCCAGCCACAUUUUCAUCUCUUCUGAUUGAUUCUGGUCUUGUUUUCUCCCAGAUGAUUGGCCUCUUGUUCUGAAUGGAGCACAGAGACUUCAUUGUUUUCUUUUAACUUUGCCUCGCUGUUAGUCAGGACUGAUGUUUCUUUGGCCCUGCCUUUGGGGCUGAGCUGGGCACUUGAUGGCGCUCAGCAGAGAUGCACACAGGAAAUGUGGAAUCAAAAAGAAUCGAUUAAAAUUGACAAAUCCA
This is a messenger RNA of Anolis carolinensis (green anole), 3251 nucleotides long. RefSeq names its product mitochondrial ubiquitin ligase activator of nfkb 1-A. Bases 151 to 1203 code for a protein of 350 amino acids. Gene Ontology annotation, biological process: organelle organization; protein ubiquitination. The transcript has 5 exons. Lineage: Eukaryota; Metazoa; Chordata; Lepidosauria; Squamata; Anolidae. Gene Ontology annotation, molecular function: ubiquitin-protein transferase activity. The record is from RefSeq and is a predicted model, not a curated record.